GGAAAAGUAAACCUUUUCUAAUAUUAAAAAUAUAUCAAAGUGAGGUGAGAGAUGGGGGUAGGUCAGAGUCCGGCGACGGAAGUGAAGAUGAAGGAAGAUGGAUACAGCGGCAGUGAAAGAGAGUACAUAAGGAAGCACCAUAGGCACGAGGCCGCAGAGAAUCAAUGCACUUCGUUUCUCAUCAAGCACAUCAGAGCACCUCUUCAUCUCGUGUGGUCAUUGGUUAGGAGAUUUGAUGAGCCACAGACGUACAAGCCAUUUGUGAGGAGGUGCAUUGUGCAUGGAAACGUUGAGAUUGGGAGUGUUAGAGAAGUUGAUGUGAGAUCAGGGCUUCCCGCCACCACAAGCACUGAAAGAUUGGAGCUCCUUGAUGACGACCACCAUAUCCUCAGUGUCAGGAUUGUUGGGGGAGAUCAUAGGCUCACGAACUACUCUUCCAUCCUAUCUCUCCAUCCAGAGGUGGUUGAUGGAACACCUGCAACUCUGGUGAUCGAAUCGUUUGUGGUAGAUGUACCUCCGGGGAACACUAAAGAUGAAACUUGCUACUUUGUACAAGCAUUGAUCAACUGCAAUCUCAAAUCUCUUGCUCACGCUUCAGAGCAGCUAGCUGUCUGAGACAUCAUGAAUAAGAGUAUAAGACUGUGGAACUAACCACAUCUAAGUUGCUGUUGAUAGCAUCAUCUAAUUAUAAAGCAUUAGAGCCCGUUUGUAACAGGAAAGUUUGAACCAUUUCCUCCAAUCACUGUUUUGUUCUUCCACAAUGUAAAAUUUAUCUAAUUAUAAAAGCAUCUUCUUACUGAGCAAGCAAUUUGG
Molecule: messenger RNA, 813 nt
Organism: Ipomoea nil (Japanese morning glory)
Lineage: Eukaryota; Viridiplantae; Streptophyta; Magnoliopsida; Solanales; Convolvulaceae
Product: abscisic acid receptor PYL8-like
Exons: 3
Coding region: 52-615 (187 amino acids)
Biological process (GO): abscisic acid-activated signaling pathway
Cellular component (GO): cytoplasm; nucleus
Molecular function (GO): abscisic acid binding; protein phosphatase inhibitor activity; signaling receptor activity
Source: RefSeq, a predicted model, not a curated record